Messenger RNA from Apodemus sylvaticus (European woodmouse), 8143 nucleotides. RefSeq names its product post-GPI attachment to proteins inositol deacylase 1 (gene Pgap1). Gene Ontology annotation, molecular function: phosphatidylinositol deacylase activity. The transcript is spliced from 27 exons. Gene Ontology annotation, biological process: GPI anchor metabolic process; endoplasmic reticulum to Golgi vesicle-mediated transport. Gene Ontology annotation, cellular component: endoplasmic reticulum. NCBI's taxonomy places the organism in Eukaryota, Metazoa, Chordata, Mammalia, Rodentia, Muridae. The record is from RefSeq and is a predicted model, not a curated record. Bases 87 to 2855 code for a protein of 922 amino acids.
GGCACGGCUUGGCACGGGCGUCUUUCCCUCGCUGUGUCUGGGCUGCGGAGCUUCUCCGGGCGGGCGUUGAGGCGCUCGGCUGCACGAUGUUUCUCCACUCGGUCAACCUCUGGAACCUGGCGUUCUAUGUCUUCAUGGUGUUUCUGGCGACCCUGGGGCUGUGGGAUGUCUUCUUCGGCUUCGAGGAGAACAAGUGCAGCAUGAGCUACAUGUUCGAGUACCCCGAGUACCAGAAAAUAGAGCUUCCAAAGAAACUGACAAAGCGUUAUCCAGCAUAUGAGUUAUAUCUUUAUGGAGAAGGAUCAUACGCUGAAGAACACAAAAUUCUCCCUUUGACAGGAAUUCCUGUUCUCUUUCUUCCUGGUAAUGCUGGAAGCUAUAAGCAAGUUCGUUCUAUCGGCUCCAUUGCACUUAGGAAAGCAGAAGACAUUGACUUCAAGUACCACUUCGACUUCUUUAGUGUCAACUUCAAUGAAGAGCUGGUGGCAUUGUAUGGUGGAAGCCUGCAGAAGCAGACCAAGUUUGUACACGAAUGCAUUAAAGCAAUUCUCAAACUCUACAAGGGUCAAGAAUUUGCUCCUACAAGUGUGGCAAUAAUUGGUCACUCUAUGGGUGGCCUUGUUGCCAGAGCAUUGCUUACACUGAAAAAUUUUAAACAAGAUCUGAUCAAUCUUCUUGUUACACAAGCUACUCCUCAUGUGGCUCCUGUGAUGCCGUUAGAUCGGUUUAUUACAGAGUUUUAUAUGACUGUAAACAAUUAUUGGAUCUUAAAUGCUCGGCACAUAAAUUUGACUACACUUUCUGUGGCUGGAGGAUUCCGGGAUUACCAAGUUCGUUCAGGACUGACUUUUCUACCAAAAUUAAGCCAUCAUACCAGUGCAUUAUCUGUUGUGAGUUCAGCAGUGCCUAAGACCUGGGUCUCAACAGACCACCUCUCCAUUGUGUGGUGUAAACAAUUGCAGCUGACUACAGUUCGAGCGUUCUUUGAUCUUAUUGAUGCUGAUACCAAACAAAUAACUCAAAAGGCUAAGAAGAAAUUGUCUGUUUUGAAUCACCAUUUUAUAAGACACCCAGCUAAACAGUUUGAGGAAAAUCCGUCCAUAAUUUCUGACCUAACAGGGACAUCUAUGUGGGUUCCAGUAAAAGUGUCCAGAUGGUCCUAUGUGGCUUAUAAUGAAUCUGAUAAGAUUUACUUUGCAUUUCCUCUUGCAAAUCAUAGAAAAAUCUACACUCACGCCUAUUGUCAGAGCACCAUGCUGGAUACAAAUAGUUGGAUAUUUGGCUGCAUAAACAGCACUUCCAUGUGCCGGCAAGGGGUUGAUUUGUCAUGGAAAGCUGAACUGUUGCCAACAAUUAAGUAUCUGACGCUAAGACUUCAAGACUAUCCAUCCUUGUCACAUAUUGUUGUCUAUGUACCAUCCGUCCACGGAAGCAAGUUUGUUGUAGACUGUGAAUUCUUUAAGAAAGAAGCAAGAUCCAUACAGCUUCCUGUAACUCACCUUUUUUCCUUUGGAUUGUCUUCCAGAAAGGUGAUACUAAAUACAAAUGGACUAUACUACAAUAUAGAGCUGCUGAACUUUGGACAGAUAUACCAAGCUUUUAAAGUCAACGUGGUCAGCAAGUGCACUGGAAGCAAAGAAGAAAUAACUAGUAUCUAUAAACUUCAUAUUCCCUGGUCUUAUGAAGAUUCACUAACCAUUGCACAGGUUCCAUCUUCCACAGACAUUUCUCUGAAGCUUCAUGUUGCUCAGCCAGAAAAUGACAGCUAUGUGGCACUGUUAAAAAUGUACACAUCGUCAGACUGUCAGUAUGAGGUGACAAUUAAGACUUCCUUUCCACAAAUACUUGGACAGGUGGUUAGGUUUCAUGGUGGAGCUCUUCCUGCCUACGUUGUAUCUAGCAUCCUUCUUGCCUAUGGAGGACAGUUAUACUCUCUCCUCUCGACAGGUUAUUGCUUAGAAUAUUCUACCAUAUUGGAUAAAGAAGCCAAACCAUACAAAGUUGACCCAUUUGUAAUUAUGAUUAAAUUUUUGUUGGGGUAUAGAUGGUUUAAGGAAUUGUGGGAUGCAGUGUUAUUACCGGAAUUAGAUGCCAUCGUUUUGACUAGUCAGAGUAUGUGCUUCCCUCUCGUGUCCUUGAUUCUCUUUCUGUUUGGAACGUGUACUGCAUACUGGAGUGGUCUACUCUCUUCUACAUCCGUGCAGCUUCUUUCUUCAUUGUGGCUAGCUCUGAAAAGACCUGCAGAACUUCCUAAAGAUAUCAAGGUGAUGUCACCAGACUUGCCUGUGUUGACAGUUGUCUUUCUCAUAGUGAGUUGGACAACUUGUGGAGCCCUUGCCAUACUUCUGUCUUACCUGUACUAUGUGUGUAAGGUUGUUCAUCUGCAAGCCAGCCUAACAACAUUUAAAAAUAAUCAGCCAGUGAAUCCCAAACACUCUAGAAGAAGUGAAAAAAAGUCCAACCACCAUAAAGACUCUGCUGUACAAAAUCUUCGCCUAUGCGCCAAUGAUGCUGAAGACAGCCUGCGCAUGCACAGCACCGUGAUUAAUUUGCUGACGUGGGUUGUGCUGCUCAGCAUGCCAUCUCUGAUCUAUUGGUUAAAGAACCUUAGGUAUUAUUUUAAACUUAGUCCUGACCCAUGCAAACCCCUGGCAUUUCUCCUUAUUCCAGCUAUAGCGAUUCUCGGGAACACUCACACGGUUUCAAUAAAGUCAAGUAAAUUGCUGAAGACCGCCUCCCAGUUCCCACUUCCUCUGGCUGUUGGUGUGAUUGCUUUUGGCUCCUCCCACUUAUACAGGGUCCCGUGUUUUGUGAUCAUUCCUCUUGUAUUCCAUGCGUUAUGCAACUUUAUGUGAGACUGGACUUAAAGGAGGAGAACGGUUCAUGUCUUUCGGACCAGUGACACAGUGAACAUGCAGCUCCUCCGCCAGGAGCAGUGAGAUCCUCUAGAGAAGACAAGUCUAUUUUUACAGUAUUGAAAAUAGGAAAUUAGUUUUGUAAUGCUUGAGGGUAGUAGUUGGGGCAUGGUUUCAGUCUGUGGUGUAGUCUGUGUACUUGUCAUAUCUGAGGAAUUAGUGAAGGGAUAUGGUGGCCUGUCUUAAGGACUCCUGUACAUACCAACUAGCUUUCAUUGGCCGUCCCAGGGACCUUCUGCAGACCUGUAGAUGCAGUGCUGUGUGCAAUAUAAGUGAGACUUACCCUAGUUUCAUCAGACUUUGUUUUGAAAAGUGGGUUUUAUAUCUGUUAUAAUUUUCAUAUUCAAAGCUAAGUCUUAAAAGAUUGUUAAAAGUGGCCAUUGUUUUCUCAGAAGUAAAAUAGUCAUGGAGGAGAGUGGUCAGUUUUUGGCAGCCAUGGUGGGCAACGUUAGAUCCAUCUUCUUACACCUGUGAAGAAGAACCUCAGACUAAAGGGAGGCUUUAUGUUAACCGCUGCAAUUCAGAUUCAAAACAGUGACGUUUUCAUGAGCCUUCAAAUAUGAGUCUUACUGUGUGUACGUGAUGAAGAUGAGAAGCAUGGAAGAGAUUUCAAAAGUCCUAUUAUCACAAGAAUGUUCUUGCAGAGCCUGCAUUGGCACAGUCGUCUCUGCCCCUGACUUAAAUCCUUGCCCCAGUGGCUGCCAGAAGUGCCUGCAGCAGCGGAAGGUUAUUAAAGGGAGAACACCAGAGACUGAGACAACUCCGGGUUUGCAUCAUUUGUUUGUCUACUGCGGAGGAAGGGUCUCAGCAUAAAUACAACAUUGCACCUGAUGUACAGAGCUAUGUACUAAUAGAGGAGGAGUGGGCAGCCGUUCCUGCAUUAGUACUGAAAAUGCGAGCACUGCCUGAAGAGACGGCACACCACAUCACUCAUUAAGAUGAGAAUCUUGGUUUGUAGAGGUGCCUCUGAGACUACAGUUUUGCCAUGGGGGGGAGCGGGGGUAACAUUUGAUUUCAUUUCCAAUUAUAGUUCAUUCUUAGCUACAGAAAAAUAGGAAGGUCAGUAGCUUGAAGAAUAUAGUUGCUCUUUGCCCUCAGUUAGAGUAAACUCAAGCUGAGUCAGACCUGUGUCGUAGAACCCUUCACUGAGACGUGUGUUCUGUAAAUGCCUGUAAGCCUUUCUCAUGAAGUCCUCCAGUGUUAGCGAAUUCACAGUUGUACUUGUGAACUGAUGUCCUUCUCGGUACCCAGGAACGGUCCGAAGAGAAUCAGCUUUGUUUUAUCAGCUGUUACACCCUCCAGGUGUCACAGCCUCUCAGCUACUACUGCCAACCAGAGGGCUACGCCCACCUCAGCCUGGAUCUUUCCUUCUUCGGCGUUAGUCAGAGAGUUAAGUUAUUACCACAGAAGUUAGUUUGUAUGAUUCUGUCGCUGUCUGACUGGCAUCAUGCUUGUUAAGUAUUUAUAUUUUCACUUAUUAAGACUUUUAAAGGAAAGCUGUUGUACUAGACAUGGCAGACCCUUUAAUCUCUUAUUUUAGAAGAUUGUCAAAAGGAAUAAACUAUACUGUAGUGUUUAUUGAGUACCUGAGAGUGAGUCCAUUGUAUAAUUAUGAUUUUCUCGUGGCACAACAUGUUUUAUCUAAGUAGGGAUGUAUCUGCUCUGAUUUUGCUGGAAAUGUGUGACCUUUCUGCACAUCUGUCUUUCAUUCUAUCAGUGAUACUAUAGACGUGUCUCAACUUAGUGGCAACUGAACACUUUAACUUUCUGAACUUGAGCAUACAUCUACACAUAGAAAGAACUUUCCAAAAUUUGGUGUUAGACUUUUUGAGAGCCAUGAUUAUUUAUUUAUGAGAUCUAAAGUCUCCCUGCUUAUCCAAUACUGUUCAUGGAUAAGAUGUAUCAAGCUUGAUUUCUUACUCAUGAGUAAUUGUUAUUAAAGCACAUUAAUUCUCACAACAAUAUUUUUGUCUGAAAGAGCUAAUUCCCUAAGCCCUUAAAGUCUUAUUUAUGCCAGAAAAAUAUUUCAAAUAAUAUUAGUGUGGGUCUUCAGCCAUUUGCCACACAUACUCACAGAUCCACACGUACACAUAAACACAGAUGGGCAUGCUUUGAUAGAGUCGUCAUCAAGCAUUUAGACACAGAAAGCUAGGUAGACUCUGAUCAGGAAAUUAUCUCAUGGAAACAUCACAUACUUUUACCUAUCAUGUUUACAUGGAUAUUAGUUAUGUUAGAGAUUAAUACAGCACAUUUUUUGAGUUCUACUGUUGUCAUUUUUUUUUUUAAGAAAUUGAGUUUUGGGGUAAAUGUACUUAUUUAACAACUGGGUUCUUGCUUAUAAAUAGAUUGGGUGUAUAUCAGACAGUUAAUCUGUCUGAUUAUUGAGUGCUAAGUAAUUUUAAAUGCCCUCAUAGAUUAUUGCUAUUAUAAUUUAGACCUGAUAAUUUUUUUGAAGAUUCUUUUGUGUGUGCAGGUGCUCAUUGUGGCCAACAGAGGGUAGCUACAGGUGGGUUGUGAGUUGCUGGAUGUCAGUGCUAGGAACCAAACUCAAAUCCUCCAGAACAGCAAGCACUCUGAACUAAGCCUUCUCUCCAGCCCCUGGACCUGAUAAAUAGAUAGAAAUUGCUAUUGCAAUUGUGUGUCUGUGUGUGAGCGUACCAGGAAUUGAAUCUGGAGCCUGUGUAUGUUAUAUUCUCUACUAUUGAGUAAUAGUUUGUCUGGAUUAAUUUCAUGCCAAAAUUAAGUAAAUUUUACUCUUUUCUUGGUUAUCACUAUAAUGAAAACUUGUAAAGAAACCACUUACGCUUGAUGAACACUGAUUUUUGAGGAGUUCUCAAUGAUAGCACUGAUGCUGCCCUAUACCUUUAUUGAUCAUGUAUUGAUUGGUGUUUUAAAUCUUUUUAUAUUUUAGUUAUGUAAUUUCAGAUGUCUAUGAAGGGACACUUUUUAUUGAGUGAUCUACAAUAGUAUCUUUAUAAUUAUCACACAUGUUAACAUGACAUGUUUUCACAGUGCUCACAGACUCACCCAAGGCUUAUUGUCUUAUUCAUUAUCAAGUCCUUUCUUUAGCCCAUUCCUCUUUUCACUUAGAGCAUAAUGUGUUCAUUUCUGCGGAGGAUGCUGGAGUGGAGGGAAGCAGAGCUUGGAUUUUAGUUCUUGAAAGCUGCAGGGGGAAGCUGCACCUGGGAGGUCAGCCUGGAGAGACGGCUCAGACAGCCAUGUGCCUGCGGUACAGGCAUGAGGACCCAAGUGGAGACUGCCAGAAUCCGCGUGAGAGACUGGCUAACUAGUGCAUGCCCAUAAUCCUAGCACUGGGGCGGUGGAUCAGAUAGAGCUUCAGGGCUUGCUGGUCAGCCAGCCUGGCCUUAUGACCAAGCUUCAGGCUUGGUGGAGAUCCUGUGUCAAAGAAUAAAGUGGAAAGGGUGACCCCACCCAGCAUUGACCUCUGCCCUCCCCCUGUACCUUCAUGUAUACACACGGGUACACACACACAAGAGGUGAGGACCCACAAAUAUCCUGAGGUAAACUAGAACAGUUGAUUCCAUAAUCAUGGGAUACAUCUGGUGCCUCAUGUCUUUCCUUAGGCAGGUCUGAAUCAGGGUAUUGCCCUGCAUUAUUUGGUUUGGUGCAAACUUUUAGAAUGCUGUAUUUGAAUAUAUAGGAAGUGGUUCUAAAAAAUCAUUUGGGAAAAAAUCUAAAAGCCUGUCAAUGACCUUGGAUAGCUAUGUUUUUGUUGAUUGUUUUUCAUCCGUGUGGAAGAUUUGUGAAUUUGUAUAUCAUAGGAAACAAGACUAGGAAGUUUGUUGAGGGUCACAGUCCACUUGGGGAGUUUGCCAGAGUAAAGGGAACCAUCAGAGUUCCUGUGUUUAAGACAUUGCUUCCAGGAAAGCUUCCUUACCAGGUAAAGGAAUUCUAGGACUCACUCUGCAAACUGUAAGGUUGAGAGCUGAACAGGAAGCAUAAUUCUGUGACUAUCUACUCUUUCAACAUAAGGCUUACUGGUGUGUGAGGACAUGUGAAAGUUCUAGUCCCCACACAUUCCUAACUUCAGAGGAUGAUAGGAAAUGGAAGUCAGAUCAGCAGUCCAAAUGUGCUAUAAAUGCUUAAACUUCUGCAAUUGUGAAAACAUACUGCGAAUAAAUAAAAACAGAAUUGUAUAUGUUGGUAACUUGGUUGUGAGAACAGAGUAAGAUUUGGAAAUGCUAAUGAUAGACAUGCUGUUACUCUGUUAAUACUGUAAAUGUGGCAGUGCAGCAAGGGUGACCAUGUGUCUCAGAGUUGGCAAUGCCAUCUAAGCUACAACGUGAUCAAUGUGUGUGAAUAAUAAUUUUAAAAUCAAGAACAGUUUUUUUUUUUCUUAAGUGCUUGGCUUGUUACGUCGUCAAAAAACAUAUAUACUAAGAGACCAGUUAAUCUCUGAUGACUUGAUGUAAGAUUGGUAUCUUGAGUCAGAAUCAACCUGUAAUCAUCCUGUACAUUGUUGAUUUGAGCAUCAGUGGGAAACUAUAUCCUCUGGUGUUUAGCUAGCAUGUUAUGUAAGCUUUGCAUAUCUGAAUUCUAAUCUUAGUCUAAGAAGCCUAUGGAGAGCCAUUUUGUAAAGUUCAUGUGCUAUUUUAAAUGUUUUUAUUUUUAGUAUUUGUAAGGUAAUGAUGUUACUAUGAUAAAAGUUUGUAGACACCAGGUAGCACUAACUAGAGUACUAACUGCUCUAGAGCUGGGCAGACAGUGUAUUUUGUAUUUCAUGUGUACUUUUUCUGUUUCAUAUUGGACUUUUUACAUCCCUUUUUUAGGAAAAAAAAGAUACAUUUAAAUUCUUUUUAGGGUAAUCUGUAUUGAAAACUAAGUAUUCUCAAGGUUGGCAACAUACUUUACCACCAAAGCUAAAUGAAACUGUAAUAUACCUCUGGAUAUUUGUGCCAAUGAACUUUUCUUAGUAAUUUGGGGUUAAAAAAAAAGUAAUCUUUUCAGUAUUUUUCAUCUAGGACUCACAAUAAAUGUGGAUAUCAUGAAAACAUGUUCCAUACUCUGUUUUUCUUUGAAAAUUUUCAAAGAUUUAGAACAGUGCAUUCUGUGUUCUUUUGUAUCUGGUUUCCUGACAUUGCUGAUGGAUCCACUCAGUGGUAAUCUUUUAGCAGUUAAUUGAGGUAAUCAUUUGUAGUAAUCUGACUUUGGCUUCUUUUGUGGUGUAAAAAAAAAAAAAAAAAAAAAAAAAAAAAAAAAAAAAAAAA